AUGGAGGAUUCGAAUGAUGAUGUCACCCUUACUUCAUUUCGCCCAAUCAGUCCAGAAAAUUCCAAAACGGGUUUUUCUUUAGCUCGAUUUUUUCAGAGAAAACGUCAUGAUACAAGAGUGGAAGGCAAGGUUAAUGCAGCAAAGAGCCAACGUCUAGCAAGCCCUCUGACAAGUCCUCGAAGCUCUCCUAAACUAAAGAAGCGAACGAAAAGUCCAGAGCCGUUGUACCGAUCAUGGUCAUCAGCUUUGCCAUUGGUCGGUCACAGGACCAGCGCGCACAGCACGUCUGUACCCGCGCGGCGUGUCUCGCCUGGUUAUCGCAACGUGCACGCCGUGCUUGGCCGUUUAAAUGCGGCAGCAGGCGAGAGAGGACAGGUAAGGCUCGAUCUUUUAGUUAAAUCGUGUAAUACGUCCACCUGGUAAAAUUUCUUCAUAGCCCCAUACUAUUGUAAAACAAAUCUGUAUUCCCAAUGGCAAUGUAUUGUUUUUGUCAUUGUUUUCUCUAUUCGAGAACUGAAUGCAUAAUGUAGUAUGGGGCUGUGUGGAAAUUUUACCUGUCCACCUUUUGAUUAAUGAUCAGCGGUAACAAUGAGUUAUGGCAAAAGGAGGGGGGCGUUGGGAUUUUUGGUUUUGCAGUUUUGGCUAUUUUAGGUCAGUUUAUGUGUAAAAAACCUUGGUUUUUCGGUUUUGGUGUUCAUUGCGGUUUACAGAUUUAUUGGUUUUUGGUUUUCAUGAAAAAUACUAACAGGUUUUCGGUUUUUCCUAUUUGACCUACUUUAUUUGGUUUUGGUUUCUCCUUGAUCUGAGCAGCAAUUACGCACCUCCACUGAUCUUGCUUGAUGCAAAUGUUAUUGAGAGGAAUGCAUGACAAACCAAUUGAAAUAUUGCAGGGAUCCCUAGGGGGUUCACACAUCUUGAAUGACACCCAAGACUUUGAUCAUGCAUCUAUAGGGUUUCACGCAUCUUGAAUGACUCCCAAGCCUUUGACCUUGUAGAGCACUUAGGUCAAGGUUGAUCAAUAUGUGAACCAUGUCUUCCAACGUGCCAAACACACUGGUAAUGGAAGGAGGUCGAUUGUGGAUUGUGUUGUAUUUACGAAGAGGGGAAAGGCGGCAAGAAUUUCAGAGAGAAAAACAGGUUUAGAUGCAAAGUAAAAAUUGCAAUCCUAUAGAGGACUCUAUAGGACUUUGGUGUAAAUUUCCUUAAAUUAACUGGGUUCCAUUACCAGCUGCUGAGUCCGCAGACACCACACUUGAGAUCCUCAAGAGAGCAGCUGAAAUAAAGCCUAUAGUUUAAGUAGGUACUAGAAGAUACGAAUGCCAAGUCCAUGGCAUUCACAAAUACUGUAGUGAAAUUAGUGCAGUUUACUCUUUAUGCUCCACUUGUCACCACUGUAUUGGAUCGAUAAGGGUUUUAACAACUAGGAUGUGAAAAUGUAUAGGUUUUGACAGUUUUGCAUGUGGUUUUCAGUUUUGAAUGAUUUUUUCCUUUGGUUUUGUGAUUUCUGAUAGGCCCAAAUGUCCCCCUCCAGAAGAUAACAGGAAGAAGAUCUCCAUGCCUAGAGCAAAAAGUCUUAGCACAUUAGUGAACUUUUCAAUAAUGCAUUUUGGUGACUUUUUCGCCUUAUUUUUCAUUCCAAUCCGGAAAAAUUGACCCUUUUACUCCAUAGAUGUUAAUGUUGAUUGUGGGAAUUGUCUUAUAGAUUUCUUACAAUUUUGGCCUCAAGAAUUUGGUUUCAAAUAAACUAAUAGUUUCUAACUCUAAUGCCUAAAACAACAGUUUAAUUACUCACAAUGUCUUUCUUUCAGCUACGACAAGAGUAUAAAGAGAGUGAUUUCAAGCAAUAUUGGAUGCCAGAUGACCACUGUAAAGAAUGUUAUGAGUGUGGUGAAAAGUUCAACACUUUUCGUCGUCGGCAUCAUUGUCGUCUUUGUGGCCAGAUAUUCUGCUACAGGUGUUGUUAUCUGGAGAUUCCAGGGGUGAUCAUGGGUUACAAUGGUAAAAAGAAGUUUAUUGAGUCUUGAUUUAAUGUUUAUUUAAUGAAAGAGUGAUCUAAGGUAAAGCAAAAGCCAAAAUUCUAAUUUUGACUUGGAAAACAGUGAAUGAAGACCUACUUUGUGGAAGUAACACACCCAAAUUCAAUUUAUGGUAUUACCGUAGUUAUUCGGUUACAGGGCGCACCGUUUUUUUCAAGAAAUUCCUAAUUUCUACUAAAAAUUACCGCCAAAGUUUGGGUGUGUCUUAUAGGCAAAAAAAUUUCCCGAAACAAUUUUUUUUUAUCACAGUUACUGGUACGAUUUCAAGCAAAUAAAAUGACGCACACACAUUGACUUUUAUGAAUAUGGUGGUUCUGAAAAGAUAAGCGAAGUCAAAUUUGCAUAGAUGUGAUACGUGCUCGAGAGCAAGUGCUUAGUAAUUUGAUAAGUCACAAAACGAAACGAAAAUAAACAAGCGAAGAGGUAAAUACCUUCUUCAUCCUUUCAGCCUUUAUAGUGCACUGAGACCUGCAUUCUCGGCAGUACAUCUUGUUUAAUCAAGGCUUUUGUUUGUGUGCGUGGUCGCGUGUGCGAAAAUUCUGCUUUUGUUGAUUAACGGUAAACUAAAAUCAAUAUGCGACUUUUUCGCUUUUUUGUAAGUUUAUGAAAGAAUUUACAAUAAACUUGACCGAUCUUUACUCCCCAAACAACGGUGCGCCUUAUAACCAAGUAUUUUAGCGAUUUUCUCAGUUUGAAAACAUGCAAUAAUGAAGUUGCCGAAUUGUGAGUGCGUCUUAUAGCCGAGUGCGCCUUGUAACUGAAUAACUACGGUAUGUAUCAGUGAUCAUUCAAAUUUUAUAUAUGAUAGCAAACCACAGAGCCAAAUGCUUCUCUGUUAUUUAUUAACCCUUUAACUCCCAUAGUGACCAAGAAAGAAUUUCUCCUUACAAUAUCAAUACAAUAUCAAUCAGAUAAGUGAUGAGAAUAAAGACAAAUAUCAAUUUGGGGAUAAUUAGUUGAUCCAAAACUAAAUUCUCUCAACUAACAUUGUAAGAACUAUAUGGUUGACAGUAAGGAGAAUUAUAAAUUUGGUCUGGGAGUUAAAGGAGUAAGAGGAGCGUCUGAUCGUAAAAUCUGAAGGUCUGAGGGUUUAAUACAGUAUUGGGACUCAUAUGCCUGGCAAAUAAAUGAUACAUGUAGCUGUCAUUAUUUGAUAAUUCAGCUCACAUGAGGUCAUCUUUCCUAUAUUAAUUUUACUGGUGACUAGAAUGCUUCAUCAUAACCUUACCUAGAGAUAUAGUGAGUUAAAAAGAUUUGCAAAGAUAAAUCAGUGGCAAACUUCCUUGUUAAGUCUGUUUCCAAAACUCAGCAUGGCCAUCUCAGUGGAUGACUAGACACUAUCUUGGAUAUGGGUGAACUUGAAUGUUGUAUAUCAUCCAUCCUAGUGUCCACUUUAUGGCAUGUAAAAGAUCUCUUUCCUAACUUAAUUUUGAAGGGUCUAUCUAGAACACGGACAGCAGAAAUAAAGGUUUUGUUUGUCUUUAAAAAUGGUGACCAACUUUUUUCGAAUUGAAAAAUUUAAGUGGCUAUUAAAAAAAAAAAAUAAAAAAUAAAUUUCACACCCUGUUGUAGAGGGUGAUACAGUUGCCAAUAUUUUAAGUAGCUAUGCCUCUGAUGAUUUUAAUUAGCCCUUUAGUCUAGGAAUAAUAUUAUGUUGUUCUUUAUGCCAGGGUUUUUAAGGGUGUGUAUUUACUGUCACAAUGUCGUGCAUCACUACACCCAGUCAUCUGAUUUAAAUGCGGUGCGGAACCUGGAACAGCUACAGGCUGACGUGGGUGCUAUCAGCUCUGAUCCAGAUCUCAGUGCCAGCAACACCAGCAACAUGAACUUGAAUGUUCCCAAGGGCUAUCCCUUUGAUUUUGAUGAUGAUGAGAACUUCUGUGGUCCACCAACCCUUAGGAAAAUCAGCAGCUCAAGUGGGACAGGGAUGAGUUCUUACUAUGAGAAGCUGGAACCAAAAGAUAGGCCAUCACCCAUGCCAGGAAGGAGACCUUUUGAUGCAUUUGGAGUAUGUGCAGCAGAGGCUGACAUGUUGAAGCAGGUUAGUGGUAGCUUGUUGGAUGGCGACUUCUCAUACAAUGUACUUGUAGCAUGAAAAUUUAGGAACCUGUUUGUGUAGAUCUUUGACCAUCCACAAAAAAACUUUGCAAUAUUUGCAAAAACCUGUAAAAUUUUCAGCUUAGAUGGCUGCAGACCUGUAAAUUGGACAUUGGAAUAAUAAAUGGUUACCAAUAAAUAAAUGUUACAUUAAAAAUUUAUUUUGGGAGAAGAACAUCAUGAACAAUCACCUGCACCCUUUGAUCUGGUCUCAAGUUUCCAUCAGUUGACACAUGUAGUGGCCUUACAGUUAGUGUGGUGGACGGCAGGUUUAGAGGUCUGUGUACAAGACCUGGUCAGGGCAUCGUUUUAUAUUCAUAGGCAAAAUACCUCACCUUCACAGUGUCUCUGUCAUGGGCCAAAUGGUAAUUAAGGAUUAAUUUCAUGCCUAUUUUCAAAGUUGCAACAAGAGCAAUUUCAGGAAAACUUUAAAAAUAAAAGUGAAACUAAUCCUUAAUUGCCUGAGGGCAUAUGCAAUUACUUGUUUACCACAUACAGAGCAAAAUUUUUGAGGGAAUUGCAUUCACGCAUGAUGUCCAUGAGAUGAAGCCUUUUCAAUGCUGCUGCAAAUGUCGAAACAAACUUAACUGACCAACAGAUUCAAUGAACAUUUUAUUCUCAAAAUACAGUAAACAGUAUUACACGACUUCAUUUAGUUAAAUCAAAAAAUUGUUGUUGCAACAGCAAAAAGGCUCAUCAGUAAUCGUGCCCUUUAAUUACCAAAAGUGUCCUCAUGAUUAAGAAAAAAUGCCCUCUCUGUUAGCCAAUCAGUAUUCAGUAAUUUUGCCCCACGCAUGAUAAAUUAUGUAAAUGUGUCUGAGAAAAUUUUGAAAGAUUACUUUUGAUCAUGUAGGCUACUAAAGUAUAAUGAAAUCUUUUCUAAUACCCAGAAGUAUCAGUGGGUACUGGCCAACUGUCAGGGAUGCCUGAUGAUAUGCUUGGGAGGGGAGGGGGGUAACCUUGCAGUGAACCAGCAUUUCAUUCAGGAGGGAGAGGUAAAACUCACAGUUGCAUCAUGCUUAGGCCUUUUACUAGUUUACUUACUAUCAAGCUACUGGGAGUCUGUGCUUCCAUUUGCCUUGGAAGGCUCUGUAUAUGCAGUUAAUUUGUUUAAAAAAUAUUAAGUGAAAUGUCUUGUUUUACAAUGUACGUUUUAUUUUAAUUUUUCACCUUUGCCAAUCAAGGAUUCUUUCCGAGAAUUAUGGAAUCAAAUAAUGUCUCCAAGAUCUGGGCUGGACCUGCAGAGUCACAGGUUUCGUUUAAGGACUUAUCAAAAUUGUUUAGUUGGAAGUGAGUUGGUAGAUUGGUUCCUUACGCAUGAAAAGGCAUCCACAAGGUACAGCCCUACAGUAAUAAAUGACUCUAAACUUUAUACUUUCAGAUUACUCAAACCCUUUAACACCCAAGAUCUGAUUUUAAUUCUCCCAUUUAGCUGUUACACAUUUCCUUACAAGAAUUUGGUUUUUAGAUCAAGAUGGCAACUCCUACCUGAUAGGUUUGAGUAUUCUCAUAACCUGUUUGCUGGGUAAUGUAUGGGUAUUGUGAGGAGAAUUUACAUGCUAAUCACUUCUGGGAAUUAAAGGGUUAAGUUUGUUAACAUUGAGAUGUUUAGAAUUUUCAGAAUGGUGUUUGAGACACUUUAAACCCUAAGAGUGACCAGUAUCUAAUUUCUCCUUACAGUAAUGCUGUUAAACCAUUCAUUAAGAUCAUGAGAAUAAAGGAAAUGAUUGCUAACCCUAAGAAGCUUUGAUCUUCAAAUUAAUUCUCCUUGUCAGUAUCAAAAGAGACAUAUGUAGAAGAGUAGGGAGAAUAUGGAUACUGAUGUUAGGAUGCAAAGGGUUAGCUGCUUUUCAAAAGCCAGUGGAAAUUUGUAUCAAAACUGACUAAAGGAAUUAGUAAAAUACCCAAAACAAUAACAACUGCAAUGAUAAAACUUGUAUUAAACUUUUAACUCCUAAGAGUGACUAGCGUCCAAUUUCUCCUUACAAAAUCACCCUUGAAUCAAAUACUAAGGUCAUGAGAAUAACUGAGAUAAUCACCAACUAAAGAAGCUCUAGAUUGCUAACCAAAUUCUCCUUGUCAGCACCUUAGGAAAUGUAUAGGGAACAGUAUGGAGAAUAUGCAUACUGAUGUUAGGGUGUGAAGGGUUAAUCCAAACCAAAGAGAGAUGAUGGGGGCCUGGAAAGAAAACCUGCCAAUAACAAUAACCAAAAGAUGUUUUCUUUUUAUUAAAACUGAAAACCUUGCAACAGCAAAGGGAAAAAGUGAAAACCACAAAUUGAGGAAGCUUAAAACCAGAGAACUAACUCUGAGGCAAAAUUGAAAGAACUGAUUCAUUAAAAAGAUAAUAAUGAAAUAAAAAACCCUUCAUGUUAUGCUCUGUUCUUUGAAGAAAUCAAAAAAAGAAUUGAUUUCAUCUUUGUCAAAUAACUUUUACAUCAGACAUAGAGCAAUGUGGUUCAAUUUUCAAGGAAUUUUCAUAUUUUUUCCUUUUAUUCAUUUUUCUCUAUUUUAUGUUCAUUAUUGGAUGUGAAAUAUCAUUUCCAAGUUUAAAAAGAAGAAAGAAAAUUAAAAUUAAAAGUUCAAGAAAUGCCAAGUUUAGGAAUAUUACAUACAGGCUGUAGUCACUGUGACUGUGACUGCAAAUCUAAUAACAUGAGAAUGUUUCUAUGGUACUGGAAGAAAAUGCAAGAGAAAGUUUGCUAAAACAGGACUUAAUUAUGGGAAUAGAAAAAAUUGAUUUAAUAUCGUUUUGUUAACUUAGUAGCUCAUUCAAAUUGUAGAAAUUCACAAAUAGUUAACCAAGAAGAGAAAUAUAUUUAAGAUGACAGAAAAAAGUCACUACCUGUAGGAAAAUAGACCAUUAUGGAGAUGUCCCAAUCCUUUGUUUUAAAACAAGGUCAUAUGGCAAGCCUUUGAAAUGAAAAUAAAUUUUUGAUAUCAAGCAAACAAAUUUCCUUUCCACAAGUUUUUCUCAAGGCCUCGUUUUGAAAGUCAGAUCAUUUAGAAAUUGGAAAUGGCCUGCUUGCAUAUUAAACUGUAUAAUCCUUUCACUCCCACAAGUGACCAAGACAGAAUUUCUCCUUUCAAUAUCAGUACAAUAUCAAGCAGACAAGUGAUGAGAAUAAAGAAAAAUAUCAAUUAUGGGAUUAUUAGCUGAUCCAAUACCAAAUUCUCUGAACUAACAUCUUAAGAAUUGUAUGGCAGACAGUAAGGAGAAUUACCAAUGAAAUCUUGGAAAUGAAGGGUUAACUUAUUUGAUUCACUCAUAACCCAUUCACUGGGUUUUACAUUAUCAGGUCAAAGUUAGGUACACUAUGAUUGACUGUUAAAUUCUCUUUUCAACUAUAAUUUUUACAGGGAUAUUAUAAUGGAAAUUGGCCACUGUGAAGAGUUUAGAAACUGAUGUUUCAAGCGUUGGCCCCUAGUUAGAGCUAUUGAUUAAAGGGCUAAGGCUCUGUUCCAUCACUCUGACAAAAGGGCUAAUGCUCAAGAUGUCAGCUUUGAAACUCUCUUCAGUGGCCAAUUUACAUUAUCAACUCAGGUGAUUAUACUUAAUACCCUGUUAUACUCUCCUACCAAUGCAGCACCACAGUUUCUUUAGAAACUUACCCCCUUUAUAAUUUAUAUAAUUUCUCUAGACAACAAGCAGUGAUGAUAGGACAAGGCUUACUGGAGUCUGGCUGGCUGGAACCUGUUCCAAACACUCGUGAUGGGGGAGCAGUAUUCAAAGAUGAAUAUAUCCUUUACCAGCCUGGAGUUGUAAGUACUGGUACAUGGCUUACCUUGCUCUGUACCCAUUUUGUGUAUUUUUACCCAAGCGCUGUGUGGAUUUGUAAUUCUCAAGAGAGAUAAAAGGGUUUUAAUUAAGAGAACUAAAAAGAUGAUUAAUGAGCAGAUUAGCAAGGGCCUUGGACUUUCAAUCUGGAAGUUCUUGGCUGCCAGUCGUGCUCUUAUUACCAGCAGGAGAUGAUUCUUGGUUGGAUUGUGUCCAGUUCCUGGGUCAACCAAACUGGUUUGCCUCAUGGAAGAUGGCCUUUUAACCCGUUAAAUCCCAAGAUCUGAUUGUUAAUUUUCCCCUCUAGCUUCUGAUCAUUUUCCUGCAACUUGGUUGCAAGAAUUUGCUGUUAAAUCAAGUUGAAAAUUUUAACCUAAUAAGUUUGAGUAUUCUCAUUACCUGUUUGCUGGAUAAUGUGUGGGUGUUCUAGGGAGAAGUUACAUGUCAAUCACUUUUGAGAGUUGAAGGGUUAAACGAUUUUGAGUUUGUUUGGAACCAUGUGUUUGUAGUUUCUUUUAUGUUCAUUCUUUGUGCAUGGAACUGUUUGAUCACUAGGAAUUGUGUCACCUCAAUAAUUACAUCUUUAUCUUUUAAGGCUGCAGCACGUGAGAUUUCCACCAAGAGACCGUCUUUAUUCUGGUCAGAUUCUGCUGAUAAAAACGAGCCACUGAAUGAGAGUGAUGAGAUACAAAACAUUCCUGAAAAUGUUGAUGAUGAUAAUGAUGAAAUGGUGCCGCACUGGUUUCGUCAACUAGAGCAGCAAGGAGUGGAAUCGGCCAUUGAAGAAUUUGACACUAGUUUCAGUCUUGAGGUAAGUUUUCGAUUUUUAUUUAGUUGAAAAGCUUGAGGUCAGAAUGUUCAAUCUACUUGUAUUGUUUGGUCUUAUUGAAGAUGUUGCAAAAAAGCUUCAUUUUUGGAUAUGACUUUAGUUUUAACCCUUUAACUCUCAUGAGUGACCAAGACAGAAUUUCUCCUUACAAUAUCAAUACAAUAUCAACCAGAUAAGUGUUGAGAAUAGAAAGAAAUAUCAAAUUUGGGAAUAAUUAGUUGAUCCAAUACUAAAUUCUCUGAACUAACAUCAUAAGAAUUGUAUGGUUGACAGUCACGAGAAUUACAAAUUUGGUCUGGGAGUUAAAGGGUUGAAUUUUUAAUUAGUAGAUUUUGAAAGAUAUUUCAUUCAAUGAAAAUGUGAAAAUGAAUGCAGUUUUAUGUUUCAAUGUGGUUUUAAACAUGAGUAAGAAAAGAUAAUGUUUGCUGGUGACACAUGAUUAAUGAAAGUGGAAUUGGUGUAAUUUUAGUAUGCUUAUAGAAAUAUGAAAAGUUGGUUGGUAUAUCAAAAUCUUUUUUUUUGCAAACUUUUACACCAAAUAUGAUAAGUGAUUAAUGAAGCAAAUACAGUCAUGUAACUAUACUCUCCUGUUAUGAUCCGACAUUUCCCUGAUAACAACUUUAAUUGAUUUGGUAGACAGAUGUGGCUUUGAACUUUUACCUAAUGUUUUUCACUUUUUAAGAAUAGACUGAUCCAAAAUAUGUCCACUUACCUAUUAAUCUACUCUUGCAUACUUUAUUUUUAUGCUUUGAAAUGCAACAAAGUUGUUGUGGCUAAUAAUUAAACUAUGGAAGCAGGAGAUAAUUCUCUUGGAAAGUGGUAUAUUUUUUUAUCUGAUCCAAUCAAAACUUCAAGUAACCAGGCUUACCCUUCAGCAGUACUCUUUUUUUUUUUUUGGUUUACACUUUGUCCACAGUGGUAAGAAUAUGGUUUCAAGUCCAUAGUCUGUUUACAUUUAUCUUUCAGGCACCUGGAAAAUUGAACAAUCAUAAAACAGGUAUUCUGAUCACUACCCUUGGCAAUACUUUAGUUUUUUUUUUUUUUUUUUUUUUUUUUUUUUGUGGGGGGGUCAGCAUUUUUCCUCCCUACAUUAAAAAAAACCCCUAGAAAUUGUAAUUAGGCCCUAAUAAAAAUUUUGGCUUCUUUCUUUGCAUUGUUUGCAAUCUUUUCUUGUAUUUAAUCAUGGUGCAAUCCCAAAAUUAUUCUUUUAGAUUCCUUAAAAUCUUGGGUAUUUUUUGGCAAAUUCUCUUGCAUUCUUGAGUCCAAUCUUUAUUCCUCCCCAAGAAGAGACUACAUUUCUUUAGCAAAGGACUGAGGGUAAAAUUUCUGCUACACCUGUAAUUGGCUGCAUAGCCAGCUGAAAUUCUAAUUGGAUGAAUCAGAAGCAGUGGGCUAAAAGACACUUUGAAAGUAUGCCAGUACUGGCCUUUACUUUCUCUUAGUCAGGGAAGAUGAGCAAGAAAAUGCUUCAUUAAAAAACCGCCACAUUCGCUUGUGUCCGACUACUUUACUCGUCUUUGCUAAUUGAGGGCUUGGCACAGGCCCUACCUUUGCUAAAUCUGAUCGAUGUUCAAUCCAAUUUUAAUUUAGUUUUGAUACAAUCAUUUUUGUUUGGUUACGAUAAAGGACCAAAAGUACUGGACCUUGACCUGAUGAAUGGUGUCGCUACAGAGGGUGGAAACAGCGAGAUGUCACUCAAGGUUGACUUGCAUCAUUUUGGAGAGGUGUGUAUGCGCUCUUAAUCUUUAGGCUCCCAAGAGCUAAAUAUGAAUUCCUACACUGUUUACCGUACAUUUUUCUCAAUUUUAGAUCUGAGAAUUUGGUAUUAAAGCUACCAGCUUUGUUAUAUAUAUAGUGCUGUUUUAAAAUGUAUACCUCCGCUUACUUCGAUAAACUGAUUCUUCAAUCUCAGCCAGGAAAACUUAGCACAACAUCCCCAGAUACCAGUGGUGAAACAAAAGCAUCACAGCUUUCCCUGAUCACUGAUGUUCCCCCACCCCCACUGGAACAGUAUGUGUACAAUGAAGGGUACCCAUACACCCCUUUGAGACCAAGUAACAAAAAGAAUCAAGAAGAAUUGGUUUUGAGCACCAGUAAUACUCCUGACGAGAUCUUCAGUGGUGCUAUGAUAGCAAGAAAGAUUGGUGUGGACCGACCUCCAGAACCUGAACUUGGCGAACUCAGAGAAGACAAUGGAGAGAGACUAGCCAUGGAACGGCUGAGGUACGUUGCGUCCUUCGUGGUAAUAAUUAGAACAGCUAUGUAAUCUGAAAGGGUGCUUUUGGAUAGAGUUUCGCGAUAGAGCGUCCAAAACUUAUCCGAGAUUGUAUUGGUUUGCUUUACUUUGCUCUGUGAUUGGUUCAGAAAAACUCGCGUCACUCUCUCAACCAAUCAGAUUCAAAACUGAAACCAAUCACGACUUGGUCGCCUGUAUUUUCCCGCCCUUUUAGCUCUUGGUUGGUUUUUAUUUUGAGUUUUCAUUGGCUCCUAAAGAUAUUUCCUUUCUUCUGUUCGGCCGUUGUGGUUACAUUGGUUUUAGUUUCACACAACUCUCAAUCAACAAGCGCUCUAUUACAAGGUGCCAAUGAGAACUCAAAGUGAAAACAAGCAGAGGGCCUGCAGCGCGGGAAAACGUAGGUGACCAAAACGCGAUUGAUUUUAGUUUCAAUCUGAUUGGUUGUGUAGUUGGCGCGAGUUUUUUAGACCAAUGACAGCAAAGUAAAACAAAACCAUCGCAAUCUUGUUUCACUCUCUACGCUCAAUUGAAAAUUGCUCUUAACUAGUUUUCUUGCUUACAUUUUUGUAACGUGGAUUCCUGGCAAGACAUAACGCACUGUAAUUUAGACCGAGGAGGUCUAGUUCGAUUGGUGACCAUAGUCUUCUGUUUUUUUUUACAACAAUACUCUAAAUUCGGAAGUGUCUCUGUCUACACACGAGCGUAAAUUGAACAGAACUCCCCGAUCAACUUUUCCGCAGUCGCCCAUUAUAAAGAGUUCGUCGGGAGUGAAAAUUCAGUCGUCAAAAUAAAAAACUGAGGGGGAAAUUGCCAAAAAAGACGCCAGAAAACUCGUUGCUGUUUUAAUCCGUUGUUUUUUUUCAGGACUUCUCAUGCUUACCAUUUGAAUAUACUGUUGGAACAGCUACUGAAGGAUGCUGGACUAUCAGUUGAUUGGAAAGAUACCAUACUACCCCUUGUAAUGAGAAUUAGUGAACAGGUAACAAAAAUAAAAGGCAGUGAGCAUCUAAUUUCUCCUUACAUUAUCGCCCCUGAAUCGCGCAUUUAGGUCACGAGAAUACACGAAGUGAUUACCAACUAAAGAAGCCCUUGAUUGUUAAACAAAUUCUCCUGUUGGACAUUUAAAGGUCUGGAAAUUGAGAGAAAUAUCAUCAGAUGUCCUCAGUUUUAGCUCGGGCAUAUCUGCUCUAGCCUGUUCUAGGCGAUCGGUCUGUGAAACAAAAGGCGAUGAUAAACGGCUGAGGAGUGAAAAAAACGAGUGGGGUUUGGGUCGGGUCGCGUACGCCUGGAGCAGGCUCUAUCUAGACACGGACGCGUUUAGUCCAAUCAUACGUUCUUUUUCGUUUUUUCAUUGCACAGGUGACUCCUGAUGUUCGUAGAGACGAUGAUAUGAACAUAUGUGAGUAUGUGAAGUUCAAAAAGAUUCCUGGUGGAAAUAAAAGUGACUGUGAAAUGAUCAGUGGAGUUGUGUUCACCAAGAACAUCGCGAAUAAAAAGAUGGCCUCUAUGCUGAGUAAUCCUAAAAUUCUGGUCCUUAGGUGUGCUAUUGACUAUCAGGUGCGUGACAUGCAAAAAGAAUUCACCAUUAAUCUUUUGACCCCUAAGAGAGCAUAGAAUUUCGCCCUUUAAUAUCACCCCUGAAUGAAACAUUAAGGUCACCAGAAUGAAGGAAAUGAUCGCCAACUGAAUAUGCUCGAGAUUUUUCAAAUAAAUUCUCCUUGUCAGCCCGAGGAGAAUAUGCAUACUGGUGUGAAAGUGUAAAGGGUUAAUGACAUUUUCAAAUGCAAUUCUGGUUUUGUUGACUGUUGCGUUUGGUUUACCUUGAGAAACUACAUGUAAUAUCUUUGAUCGUGCUGGUGCUUGCCAAAACUUUGAUACAGGCAGACAUUUUUAGAGAUGGCACAAGUGGUUAUAUAGGUUUGGAGACAACACCUACUUUAAACAAAAUAUUGAGACCAGGAGAUUAGGUGUACCUCUAAUGUUAAAGACAUCGAACUCUGUAAAUCAUUGUAGUUCUUUUUUUUCCGUGCAGUGCAUGAUUGAUUCCAUGUCUUCCAUUUUAGCGAAAUGAAAAUCGCCUGGCAUCUUUGGAUCCUCUUGUCCUUCAAGAAUCCGAGUUUCUUAAGAACUUUGUGGCUCGAGUGCUUUCUUUACGACCCAAUAUCUUAUUGGUGGAGAAAAGUGUUUCACGUCUGGCGCAGGAAAAUCUUCUAGAAAGGGGGAUUACACUGGUGUUGAAUGUUAAACCAGUAAGUUCUUAAAAAAAACGAUUAUCCAGUGAUUGCUCUUACCGUAUUUCCUCAAAUAAGCGCCUUCGCUCUAAUACGCUCCCACCCCUGAAUAAGCGCCCACCCUCGAGGCUAUUAUGGUAAACAAGCGCUCCUCUCCAAUAAGCGCCCCCGUCAGCGCCCACCUCCAAGGCUAUCAUGUCAAACAAGCACUCCUCUCGGAUAAGCGUUGCCGCCUCGUCCACCCCCAAGGCUAUCAUGUCAAACAAGCACCCCUCUUGAACAGGCGCCGCCCCCUCCCCAGCGCCCACCCCCAAGGUUAUCAUGUCAAUGGAGCGCUCCUCUCAAAUAGGCGCCGCCCACCCCCCAAGGCUAUCAUGUCAAACAAGCGCUCCUUUUGAAUAAGCGCCCCUCAACUCCUACCUCAAUUCCUUAAAUAGCAGGGAUACAAGGAAAACUUGGCUCUAUUGCCACUUUAUUUAAGUCUUUUUGAGCUUCAAGUGCAGUGGAAUCAGUACAAGAGGACAUUUUCUCUUUGGUCACUUACUAUCUCCAUGUUUUUGCUUCUCUUUUAAUUUUACUCCUUUAUUGGGAUGCAUUUGAAGAAAAAAAAAUUGAUAAUGAAUUACCAACCCCUUGAUUGUGCGCCUUCUUUCCAAUAAGCUCCCCUCUAGGCUCUACUUGGUCCUGAAGACUCGCGCCUCCCUCUCAACCAAUCAGUGUAAUGCUGAGACAAAUUGUGACGUUGUCUCUCGCGUUUUCCCGCGCUUUAAGUGGAUGGCUUAUUUCCACUUUGAGUUCUCAUUGGCUCUUGUGGUAUUUUGAAUUUUUGAUAGUACAUGGGGAGCUGUACAAAACGUUAUUCUAUGAUUUGUUCAUUUCAGAACGUGAUUGAGCGCAUUGCUAGAUGUACACGGGCUGAUGUUCUUCGUUCCAUGGAGCAGCUUAGUCGGCCACAACUGGGAACAUGUCAGUCAUUCAGGGUACAGAGAUACACUCUAAAGGUAUGACUGCGAUUUCUUGCAAGAUCGUUCGUUUUUCAACUUUUACGCUGUCUGUUAUUAAAUGCUACUGCACAGGAAAAAUGAUAUUCUUCUCUCUCUCAAUUCCGAUUCGAUUUUUAAUCAGAAGCCUCAUAACAGUUAUUACGCCACAAGUAGGUUUUUUUUAAUCAUAAUUUCCUGUUCAAUUUGUCCGCUAUUGCCUGAUAAAGCCUCAGUCGAGUUACAGUGGAAGAGCUGGAUCGAAGGGCUCCUUAAUUAGCUAAUCUAUAGCGAAAAACAUUGACUUGUUAAUAAGAGAGAGAGUUACAUCAGUUACUUAGCAUUUUUAAAUUUGUUAACUUGAGUGAUUUUGUAUGUAGAACGACAGGUAAGACUUGUCACUUGUUGUUAAAUUACAAAAACAAUUCCUGAUCUCUACGUCGUAUUAAACAGCAUGGAGAGUCCAAGACACUCAUGUUUAUUGAAGGCUGCCCAGCUGAUCUGGGUUGUACAGUAAACUUACGAGGCGGGAACAGUUUCGCGUUGGCUAAAGUGAAGCGGAUCUUUCGACAUAUGGUGUACGUUGCUUACAGCUUACGACUAGAGCAGCAUUUUCUAAUGGAUGAGUUUGCUAUGCCUCCUGACACCAGUCAUUUGUUGGAAGAGUGGGAAAUGGCAAAUAGGAAUUUCGAGAAGAGGUUUAAAGUAGGUGAAAAUGAAGUGGAUGGGAAGGAAGACUGCAAGGAAUCUUGUUCAGAACAGAAUAAAAACUUGCCUAAAGCGUCACAGCAGGAUACUGUAGAAGGAAGUGAUCUGUUCAUGACAGCACUGAAAAGCACUGUGCUGUCCAGUUCGCCGUUUCUGGACUAUCCAAUCCCGUACUUACUGACGGAAGCAGGUCGAAACAUGGCUCUGAGAUCCACGCUUCCACCGGAUAUUUACUGGUCUUCAAGGCUUACGUUGGACCAUACCAGUCGUCCCUUGACCGAAGAAGGACUAGAGGAGUUUGAUUUUUCUAAGCAUCCUCACCAGCGAUGUCUAAGUAAACGUGUUUGCAAGUUAGAGCCUCAUCCGCUGUUGUCAGCGACGUUAACUAUGGAGCCCGGUGGUAUGGUGUUCCAAACACUACUGUCCGACUUUCGCGCACAGGGAGGGCAAAUUCAUCUGACGAAAAAUGGGAUGUCUGUGCGUAGGAGUCAAAGCAAGGUAUUGGAGCAUUUCACCAAGAAGACACCGAUUGAGAAGAAUACCGAGCAAGGCAAGAUCCGGGGAGGUUAUCGCGAAGGGAAGGGUAAAGCUCAUGGAGAAACUGUUGAGUCAAAAGAGAAGAAAGAUCCGUUUGUUCCAACGAGCCCACUGCAUUUUAAUCGAAAGGUAAGAGAAAUGUUUGUAUGAUUAUACGAAGUGAGAUUUUCGAAAUCGGUAACUUUGUGUGUAGUUUUCGGUUUUGUCCUCAAGUAAAAAAUAAAGUUAAGGUUUGGGAAAUCAAUAUUAAAUUUUUUUCCAAUACGCUUAAAGUGAGGUUAUCGUUCUUGUAAUGUAUAAUUAUCUGUGGUGAUGAGGUGGAGAAUUUAAGUUGAUUUUUUUUCUUUGCGGUGAAAGUGCUCAUAAAGCGAAUUUUGUCGGUGUAGUUUUAUUUCACCCCUCAAAAAUGUUGCCAUAUCAUGCUUAACAUGUUUGUUAAAUACGCAAAAGAAACACACAUUUAACGCGUCUAUAGUAAAAGUUUAAACGCGGUUACCGUCGUGAAAAGCGUGCAGUGGCUUCGCGUGUACGUUGGUCGCUGAUCUGUGAGGGAUAUGGCACUUAUCACGGAAGUUUCGUUAAAGUCGGUGACAGGCGAUCUAUAGACCCGCUGUAAGACCUCUCGCAGCCGUAUCCACCUACUACACUAUCAGCAGCCGCUUAUGGACAAUUUUAUUGAAACUUCCGAGUAAUUCUUCAUUUGCCACAUUUUUAUUUUGCAGCAUAUGGAUUGUUUGGAUCCUUAUUUCCAUCAGAGAAUAGCUGUGUUAUUCAUCAGCUACUCAAACGAAUCGAAUAAUUCACCCCGACCGUGCAUCAGUCCGUGGUGAGUAACUAGAUGAGACACGUGAGGUCUUUGUCGCGUGUAACGCAAUUUUCAUUCGAGUGUCGGGAGUAGCACAGAAAUACUUUGGCUCCGCUCCAUGAUUGGUCGACAAAAGUGGCGGCACCUUCUCAACCAAUCAGAUGUAAAUCGCUUGGUCGCUUGAAUUUUCCCGCGCUUCAGACACACACACACACACAUUCACACCCCUUCCCCUCCCUGGCCUCUUAUUGCAAGAAAAUUCCUGAUUUUGUCUUGAUGUAACACGGAACAUAACAUACUCCUGUCACGUCUUGCACUUUCUGUAAUUGCUAUGGUGUUUUGACUCGUUUCAGGGCCGUCUUUAUGGAGUUUUACGGACGAAAUGAUAUCACCCUUGGAGGAUUUCUCGAGAUUUACUGCUUCAGGUACAACACCCGUUUCGUAACAAGAGCUAGUUCUGCUCCUGAAGUUAAGAUGCCGUAUUUUAAGGCUGGUUUUCCCUUACGGCGGAGACGGAGUCGUACUCAGAAACGCAGAGUGAUACUAUCCAGUGAAAAUCAAACCGACAGAAUCGGAAGAAAAAUAUCGAUGCCGCAACGACUCCUUAACGAGUGGACUGUCGGAGUCGUAAGCCGUCGGAUUGCUCGAGAACUGGAAUUAUGAUUGGUUGGUUCUUCCAUUUCUGCUUACGACUGCUUGCAAUUGCUUGCGACUCCAUUUUUUAAAAUUUUCUCUCGUUUGAAAGCGCUCGUACGUCUUCGACUCCGACUACGUCGCCAGUGAAAACGUACUAACAAAAAAACUGCGAAAAGAUGACGGUAAAUACCAAGGUCGAUUGUAAAAAAGAAACUUACACCAGCAUAUCUGUGUGAACCUUUUUGAAACACGUGGAUUCCUUUCCAGGCCUUCAUACAUCUGUCCCAACCCGAACUGUGACAUACCCAUGGUGGAUCACGUGAGGUACUUCGCUCAUGGGAGUGGGUCCGUUUACAUUCACAUGAGGAAUCUAGAGUCACCUAUCCCAGGAUUCCAACACACCAUUCUCACAUGGAGCUGGUGCAAAGAAUGUAAACAGGUUAACAGCUUAUAAAAUGAUUUUAGACCGUACUUAAAAUCUUUUAAGCUUUGAAUUCCAAAAAAUGUGAAGUUGGUGCGGGACGUAGCUGACUUCUUGACGAGUUAGGAGUGACACCUCUUCAUUUUAAUAGGAUUUAAAGAGAGGAUAAAAAAUGAGAAAUGAUAGAGAAGAAAAUUCAAAGUCACUUCUUACUCUCUGGUCAAGGGGGAAGAUGGUUCGAAGGCCCCGUCCCAUGGUAAAAUAUGACAUGAACAGACAGAUCUUGUCUUUACAGACUGUUGUUUUCUCCAGGGUUUAUCGCUGAUCCAAAAUGUUUCCUUCGGGAAAUACAAGGAAACGUAACGAAAAGAAGUGAAAAGCGAGGGAAAGAGCAAGGCAAAUCACAAAAGAAAAGUUGUUUAUCUUUCUGCUUUUAUCUUGCAAUAUGCCUUUAAAGUCCAAGUUUCCUCAUCUGCGCUCGUAACUAUGUAACUGGCGAUUGAUAUCUCUUAAUUUUAAUUCUUGUUUUUAUUUAUUUCUUUUCAAGGUAACGCCAAUUGUACCCCUAUCCCCUGAGGCAUGGGCAUUGUCGUUUGCUAAGUACCUGGAAUUGAGAUUUUACGCAGGAAAUUACAAGCGCCGAGCGAGUGUGGAACCAUGCGGACAUUCUCUCCACAAGGAUCAUUAUCAGUACUUUGCUUAUGCUAACAUGGUAGCUUCUUUCAAGUACGUUUUUGUUGUUUUAUUUUGGUAAAUAUAAAAGUUUGCUUACGACUCAGAUUCACAUGGCUGUCGUGACCAUUCCUGUUGUUUGAAGCGAUUGCCAAUAUUGCCUCUCCACCCGGGUGGGUUACUAGUUUACCACAGGUUACCACCCCCUGCCCCCACGUGGGCUCCUCUGGUUACCCCCCACCACCACGUGGGCUCCACAGGUUACCCUCCACCCCAACGUGGGCUUCACAGAUUACGCCCCUCCCCCACGAGGGCUUCACGGGUUAACCCUCUUUCUCAAGUGAGCUCCACAGGUUACCUCCCACCCCAACGUGGGCCCCACAAGUUACCCCUCUCCCCCAAGUGGGCUCCACAGAUUUUCCACCCACCCCCACCCUCACGCGGGCAUUUUGUCAUUUUCAUCCUCUCAUGCGUUUUCUUUACAGUUUCAAUAUUUCUCUUCUUGUUGCUCAAAUUUAUAUAUUUAGAGGGGUGUAUACUAUUGUGUUUUUAUCGCAGGUACCGCCCAAUCAAACUGUUCGAGAUAGCCAUCCCCUCUCCACAGAUUUUUAUUCAAGAAAAAACAAGAGACGCCAGCUUUUGGAUCAGCGACUUACGUGCCAUGACAACCAAGUAGGAUCACGUGACAUCAGUGUAGAAAUAAAUGUUUCAUCAGCCAAAUGAACUUACUUGGUUUUAUCAGCCAAUUUAUCCCAGAGCUUAUCUCGUUUUUAAUUGCAUGAGGUGACCAGUGUUACGCCUUUUGUUUCAUCCGCUCUCCUGAGGGAUUUUCUUACAUUUAAUAGUUCAUUAGUAUCGAUUUAUACCCCUUUAUGGAGAGAUUCACUUUAAGAGGCAAGUUUCUUGCCCAAGAACACAACACAAUGGCACGGUUAGGUCUCUAACUUGAUCCGCUCUUCCUUGUAAGGAGGUAUGCAGAGUUACAGUGAUAACGAUAUUGGGCAGCGACUCCCCUGAACCCGUACGGAGAGUGGAGACCCCUAGACGUAUUCCACACAUACACGUAUAUUUAGUUUUUUCCUCCUCCAAAUAAAUUUCUGAUAUCUCAUACCCCUGACAUUCUGUCCUUAAAUCUUUUCAGCGGAAGCUCUGCAGAAAGACUUUGGAGAAAGAAGUUAAUCUUUCCUUUAUUUGUUUUACAGAGGUGACACAGUAUUUGCUGCGAUUUCUGACCGCCUUGAGUCCCUGAAAGAUUACCCUAUUAUUUUGCCCGAACGCCAAGCAAGAAUACAACAGUUAUUUAAAAUACUCAAUGUAAGGACUUAGUAAUUUUUCUAAUUACGAAAUACGACUUUUUUUUUUAACAGAUAGUCUAUGAGGCGCUUAAGGAUCAACUGCUUUUUUUCAUGUUGACAAUAUUUCGUUGCUGGCAAUAUUCAUAUAACCUUGCUACAGCAAAUAUUGUGGUGGUAUUUUUUUUUUAUCAGAAAUCAUGAAAUCAAUUGUAGAACGUUUUGAUCGUGUUCAUGAAUCUAUUGUCCAAUAGUUCAGACUUUUCAACAGACCAUUAAAUUUGGAUGGAAUGACUGUGUUUCUCUUUCAAAGAACUCGAAUGCUGAUUUUAUAACUAGUGAAAGAUUUUGCACUUGUAAAAAUCUUGGUGUCGCCAUGAAAUUAUGUUUUCAAAGCAUUAAUUCAUUGCUCUCUGUCUCACUUGGCUUUCCUAGGACGAGCACAAGCGUUUCCUGGAGCAAAUUGAAAUUGUGGAAAAGAAAGCGGCCAGUCUUCAGGAGCUAGAUAAUCCGCUGGCCACAGAGGACGUGAGCACCUGCGAAAACCUGGCUCCCGAAGAUAGAUUGGCUUUAGAGUACGUCAUAGCAAACAGCUUGAAUAGUCUCAAGAAAACCCUAUGUGAAGCUGUAGAGAGUUGGAACAACACGUAAGAACUGUUCGUUAAGAUUGCUACAUUUACUUUUGUGUUUUGCUUGGGAGAACCUUCACGUUUUUACAUUAUUCUAUUGAAAAGAGAUUGGUGUACUGUCCAAUUCUUCAACGUCAUUACCAGUGCUCUAUCUCUAUUCCUCUCAAGGUAGGAAGAAAGAGCGCCCUGGGAACCAGUUUGUUGGUUACUUAUGUAAGCAUUUUUGUCCAUUUUCGUGAAAAUGUAAAGGUUACAAGAAUACGCUCAAGCUGAAAAGAAGAAAAAUAUCAAAUCUAUGACGUCUUCUUACAAAGAAGGGAAGCUGUUGUCUUCAAUGCAAAGCGAUGCAAAGUCCGUAUCCGAGGUAAUGGUUUUCUCUUUCUGCUGCAGGUUUACUGGAUAAAGGCGCUAAGUUUUGUGUGGGCUCAAUUUCUUUAACCGGGUUCGUAAUGUAAUAGUUACCUUGAUUGUCCGGAUGAUUAUAGAGAUAUGCACUUUUUGAUUGGUUAAGUAUUACGUCAUAUCCUGUUAUAAUUACCCUCCGCGUGGUCAUUAUGAUACUAUGGCACCGGUUUUCCAAAUGGACUUUCUGCGAGUUCUGAAUGUUUUUAAAGGGAAAACAGAUAAAAUGGAGAAAAAUGCAGUUGCUCUUGUAAUCGCCUCGCCUAUUAAAAAGAAACAAUUAUCUUCAGGUUCCCUCAGUAAUAUCGAACAAUCCCCUCGACUUCCUCUUUGGGAUUAUUUUACAGUUCCAUUUCGCUGGAGGUCGAAAAAAUUGUAUGGCAGAUGGGUGUCAACGAAAUUUAAGGGUGACGUAAGGGGGAUCUCGAAAUACGUUAGUUCUUUUUAUGCGGUAUUAUGAACUACUCAACUUAAAUGCAAACAAUGACGCUGUGUAAUAUCUAAUUACCUAUUUAUCCUCAUCUGAACAGCAGCUGUCAAAAUCGACUGAUCUUAUACGUGCGUCUGACAUCAGUGUUCCAGACGGUAAUCUUAGCCCUGCUCUCACCCCCUGGGGAUCAAGAUCACCAUCACCUUACCCCAACCCUGAGAUAAACGAAGAUGAACCCGAAGUAUUGAAUAAGACAGACUUGGAGGUACUCCAUGCAACAACUGGUUUUCGACCCAUUCAGUACCCGGAGAAUGAAACCUGCACCCCUGGGGAUUCCCCCACGGCUGGUAUUUUACCCGUAGGAGGUGUGGUUAAGGGACAUUCUACGCCUGAGGCAAAAAAGGAGACCCUAGCUAGGGUGGGUCUGGACAGAGAUGUUUCAAGGAUUGAAAGACCUGCUGACGCGAUGAAAGCCUUUGUGGCUGUUGCACCGAAGCGGGAAGAACCAGAAAUUUCUGAUAGAUCAAAUAGUGGAGAAGUCGAAGGUGCGGCAGCUAUCCUUGAAAACCCAUCGGGUACCACUAAGGAUCCUUCAGAAGUAAAGAUGGCAGGCCAGGAAAAUGUUCGAGUUGAUGCUAUGAAUAUACGUCCUGAAAAGGCUCUUUCUGGUGUCAAUAUGGGCGGUAUAGAGUGGCCUGUGGAUGUUGAGGUGGAGGAAAGUAAAGGGAAAAUUCUUGAGGUUGAUACGUAUUGCGCCGAGGAGCCUGGUGAUAGCAAGACAGAAGUGGCUAAGGGUCCCUCUGGCGACAGUAUGGUCGACGCAAGAGAUCUUUACGGAGACAAGAUGGAAGGAGAGACAUUUAAGGGCGCUUGUACAGAGAACUCUGGAGGAGAGCAGGGACGUUGUGGAGGACCAUUGAAAGUUGAAAAUGAACUGCACCUUAAAGACAAUAGAACCUCUUCUUGGUAUAUUGUUGAAAAGGAGAACGAAGACGAGGAAACAGGCGAAAUCUGUAAUUCACCUUAUGACGGGAAACAAAAUGUAAGUCAUGAACAAUCUUUAACGUCUUUAGAAGAAGGAAGUGAAGCUCAGGGAACUAAGGAACAAACGUUAAAGACGACUUUCAUACGGGGUCAUCGCAGAGUGGCGUCGUCCCCCCCUUUCAUUGCUGUAUUAUCUGAGGAAAACGAGGUUGUUCCGGAGGGGAAGUCUACCAGUGCUGUAAAUUGUGUGGAGAGGAGCAGAAGUGACUCUGAUCUAAGUUUACAUGCGAAAAAAGACCCCAAUGAGUCUGUGGUGAGUUAAUGCUCAAAACAUCCAAGUUUGCUCUCUUGUGAUCAAGAUGCAAAUCCUCUUUACAAAUAUCAAUACAUUUUUUAGCAAAAAGAAGAUGAGAAUUAACGAGCUUAUCACCCAGAGGGUGUUAUACCGAUGUAACACUAAAUUCUCCUUGUUAUCUACAAGGAAAUGUAAAGCGGCUAGAGGGAAGAAUUGAAGAUCAGAUCUUGGAAUUUACAAGGGUUUGAUAAACGAAAAAAAAUACUGAUUUAUACUAAAAUUUUAAUGAUGUAGGAGCUACUGGGACAACAGUAAAUCACAAGUUUAACAAAAUUCUUGAACGUGAUUUGUUAUCAGCAGCCUGAUUGAAGCCUGAUAAGACAGAGACUUUUCACUCAACAAAACGAGCACCGUGAUUAUUUAACUUCAUCUCGGGAAACAUCAGGACUCUUGGGGGGGAAAAAAACUUACUGUUUCCCUCGGGACUAUACAGGCUGUUCAGGUUGUUCGAAGAUCGGAUAACGCUAUCCACUGGAUAACUCUCUAUGGGGUGGAUAAUUCUAUAUGUUUUGCUAUUACCUAUCCGCUGGAUAGCGAUUUAUCCGUUGGAUUGCGAUUUAUCCGUUGGAUAGCGUUAUCCGCCCUUUAUACAACUGGGCCCAGAAGUGUACAUGGUAUACUACUGGGUUCAUUUUCUCCUAGAUAAAAUCAGUCAUAUUUUGUCUUUUCAUCUGGGAUGUGCUUAACAAAUAAGUGUUUCGUUUCUGAAAUUUUGUAAACUUUUGAUUCAUUAGUGACAGGGUAUCGUGUUGUCCAAUUCUGUCCGUAAUCAUACUCGUGACUAACAUAUCAGACUGCCUCUGCGCGAUUGUAUGAUUUUGUGGAUCACUCCUACGAUUACAGAUCCAAUUGAACCUCACUCGAUCCUAUUACGAUUUAUUACGAUUAUUAAUUUACUUCAUGUUACCUUUUUAUUAUUAUUUCUUGUCUCUAUGUAAUCAUGUUGCGAUAAGUUGUCAACUGAAAGCAACUCAGAGAAUCUGGUUGAAGAUGAAACCGAUGCAGGUUGGCGUGGAAAAGGAGACAGGACAGCUAAGAAAAAAGAAGCAAAUGACUCUUGUGGUGAACGAAACACGCACGAAGUUUUAAAAGUGAUACCAUCAGCUUUCAACAAGAAAAGUGAGUAAAUAAAUAGUGUUUUUUGAAAUACGGUUGUUGUGGAAUUGGAAGAUUUGUGUAGAAAAUUAUAAAUACAUAGGCAAAAUGUUAAUUGCGAGAAGGGAUUGGUACUGAUUUAAUCCGCGGUGGAGACUGGUUAACUUUGUCUUCAGUCAAAGUAAAGAAGAAGGAUGCUUCACAAACCAAAAGUUUUUCUCUCCGACUUUACAAUGAACUUUUUUCCCUGUGGUGCAUUCUUCACAUUUCGGGUUUUUUUCUAUCUUAUUAAAGUAAUACUUUUUGGUUUUCCUACCAUUGAAGUUAAUUGCACACGUCCUAGAAAAUUUUUAUCACAUAGCUCACGUGAUCUUAAAUUUUUUUUCAUGUUUUGUUUUGUUGGUUGUCAUGUUUUUUUCUGUGCAUGUUUUUGUUUAUAGAUUUACAUGUUUUUGUGUUAUUACGUUAAAGGUUUUUACUGUUGAAAGCAUGUGUCGUUUUGCAUUUACCGAGUUUUGCAUAUGACUGAAACUUACAUAUGUUACUCUAACCAAUCAAAACAUCCAUACUAUUUUUGUCAACCAAUUAGAAAUAAAACUAACUUAUCUUGCUUCUCGUUAUAAAGCUUUAUUCCCCUGCAAGGUGUCUUCUGCAUCUUCCCUCGUUGUUUGCAUGGUUACCAUUCUUUCUCACACUCGCUACCGCUUUUUUUUUUCCCGCGCCAUCUUUUUCCCGCGCUUCAGUGGCACACGUUGUACUAUCUUGCCCCGUUUCGCGCAGGUUACCUCAUCUUCCUUUGCGUCUGAUUGGUUCAUUUUGUAGCGUGUUUGUUCUGAUUGGUUGAAUUUAGUUUUCCUGAAAUAGGUGGUACGGUAGAACCUUUUUUUUUGUACUUAAUAACUUGUUUAUUUAUUUAUUUAUUUAUGCAUACGUAUGCAACGUCUUACGAAUUCUAUCUUUGCCUUUUGGCCUUUAAUCUUCGAUAAUUCUAACAUACAUUUCAAAACGUAUGAGCAACAUUUACGAUGCUGUUGAGUAACUACUGAACAAACGCUAUUGAGUGCUAGUGUAACCGCCGAAUUAAUAAAAGCUGGUAGCUUGCUCUUGACACUGGUCGGGUAGAGAAAAACCUUGUCGCCAUUUAAUCGUUAUACGAUGAUUUUAAACUUUUUGGACUGGUUAUUUUAACUUCAGUUUUAUAAUGUCUGUCUAACACAGGUUGAGGUCAUAACCACAAAAUUUGUUUUUCGUUUCCCAUCGCCUCACGGCUCUAUUUUCGGAAAGGAUAAAAACACAAUCUGGCAAGCAAAUUUUGAUGCUAAACUAAAUUCUCUUUAUGAUUUUUGAGUGGAAGCAUGUAAUUAUCACUUCGGUUGAAAAGCAAGGGCUAUAAUGAGGAAGACACUUAGUUGGGGGACGCGCAUCUUUGACUACGCUUUCUUCUCCAGUAACCUGAGCUUCUCCUGAACUCCUCCUGAACUCAGGGGGUAAGUUUCUAAAGAAAUUGUGGUGCUGCGUCGGUGGAAGAGUAUAACAGGGUAAUUUAGUGUCGUCAACUGAGUUGAUAACGUAAAUUGGCCACCGUAAAGAGUUCGAACGUUGGCCCUUCAUCAGAACGCUCUGACAAAGGGCUUAUGGUGGCUAAUUAACAUUAUCAACUCAGUUGAUAAUACUUAAUUACCCUGUUGUCCUGAACCCAAGCCUCAGCAAUUCCGAUGGGAAACGAAAAAUUUUUAUGGUGAUGACCAUGUAACAUUGAGGAGCUUUUCAUCAAAGAAAGGCUUUAAUUUAGUUGGAUAAUCGGCUUAAUCUUAUUUGAAUUAUUUAACCAAUUUUAAUUUCUUGUGAUAGUUUCUUUUAUUUUAAACUCACCCUGAAUGUCUCUUCAGUAAAUUUCCAAAUAGUCGAGAAUAACAACUAAAAUUUAAGGCUGUUACUCUCAAAAGAAAAAAUAGGAUGCCUCAUCUUCUCAACUUCGGUUCUAACAGAGUUCUCUCUUUGAAGGUCUCUAUAAGUACCUUUCUUUGCGUAUUCAUGAGCCAAAAAAUAAUAUAAUGAGCGAUAACUGCAUGAAUGCCUCAUCUCUUUGACUUCGGAUGUAACAGCCUUUUUUCUCUGUAAUUCUUCACGCGUACCUCACUCUGCGAAUUCCUGAGCUUGGCGUUCGACACCAUUGACCAAUGAUAUAUUUGAAACUUUUUUUGUUCAAGGUCUCUAUAGGGCCCAGUCUGUGGGGGCUACAAACCAGGGCGGUUCACCAAAGAAGGGUAGGGCUGGAGCGAGUAUGCGUGAUUGAUCUCCAGUCGCUGUGUUAUCAUACGUCAUUCAUCCAUGACAUGAAAUUUUUACCUGUGUAACCUCUAAAACGUAGAGAGCAGUGGCAUAUAAAAUCUCCCCGGAAAUCCUACACUCUAUACACACUGUAUUUUUGUUCCAAAGUAUAACUAAGUCCGCUACUCAUGAUCUUGGAAUUACAUUGAGAGUGAUCUGGAAAGAGGACAAACUACUUUGGGUAGGAGUACUGGGGCGCUGGAUGACCCGCCAACUUGUCUUUCCCCACCCCCCAACAAUUCAAGCUUUCCAGAUUUUUCUCCCCACAUUUUGGAUGAAAUGCGGUGUAAAACGGGCAACACUUUUUCGCUGUUUUUUUUCCCUAUUGUGUCAUUCUCAUUGAAGCAGGUGAUUACCGUUUUACACCGCACAUUAGCACGAAUUUUUUUCCCCUAUAGUCGAUAGGGGGAAUGUAAUCUCAGUAGUCCCCGACUGAAUUUUCGAUCGAACGUUUCAGAGCUAAACCAAAUGGAGUUAUCCACAACUCGCAAGAAGAACGAUUCCUGUAAUUGUGGCCGCUCAAUAAUUUUACUUUGGAGUUACGAUAUUCAACAACGGCGGUCAAGUUUCAUUAAACUUGUCAAAUCUACAGUCAUCUUUAUGAUACGCAUGGCCGGUAAAAAAGUCCGCCAUAUAAAAUUGUUUUUAUUUACCUUUAUUUCAAAGGUGUUGUUCGUUCACAAUCUUGGGCGGUUAAUCAGUGGCAAGUGACUGCUAAAAAGGGUAGGGAUGUAAAGUUUUUAAAACAUACCAUUAAAGUUCCUUAUUUUGAACAAUUUGUGAUCGGCUUUUCUUGACGUUCUUGUAACAGUCACAUUUUGCUAAUUUAUAAAAUGACUUAAUUUUUGUUCAGCAAUUAAACGAUUUCCAGUAAAUUUAAACAAAGUUAGUCACAGUGUUACCUUAAAAACUGCUGAACAAAGUUAACUAGUGAUAAUUUACCGUGGAUAAACAAGGUGAUGUAACUUUCCAUGAGAAAGAUAUCGUAUCAUCUUAACAAACGUUAACUGACCAUGUUUCAUUACUCCCUAACACUGGCUCAUCUUCCGAGCUGAAUGGCUCAUUUCAAUUGUUUCUGAUUAUGUUGUUAUUUGCUACAGUUUACCGUCAGAUAUAGACUGUUUUGUGUUCUGUUUAAGUCUUUUGAAAUUAUUUCCUGUCAACAGCUCUUGUCUCAGAUGGAGGAGACCCGGAUGCUACGCCUGCCAUAGACGGUAUGCCGCUGACCAACUUUACUCCUCAAGCCCUCUAUUAGUCUAUCACCGUAAUUUUAACUUGGUUUACUUUAACAAGGCUGUGUACAUUCAUUACUAUUAUUUUAUCCUUGAAGAAUUUACCCCCCUGAAUUUCAAACCAUUUUCUUUUGUUGAGGGGGGAGGGAGGAGGGAAAGACAUUGUAGUUUACUUCGCUAUUAGUUGAUGAGAUUUUUUAUGAGGGUAUAAAGUGAGGCUUGUUUUUGCAGCAUCAGUUGGAACCAGCAAGCGUGAGAAAGUGAAAAACAUCAUCUCAUCAUUUAUGUCCGGCUCUGCCUUUCAGCCAGUACCGUCCACUUUGUAAAGUUGAACCAUCUUGUUUAAAAAAGAAAGACUCACACACCUCUCUUUUUGUAUUAACCGUAAUUGAACCAUCUUGUUUAAAAAUAAAAGACAACUGACUGGAACUAUUAUAAAUAACACAAAUUUAAUCACCUUUGCCACUCAUUUUGAUGUAUUAGGAAAAAUUCUGAAGGGAUACAAAAACAACGUACAGUUAAAAGGAUAUAACUGUCAUCAAAUUGAUUUUAAUGGCCCAGAAAUAUUUAACUGUUUCACUACUGUAAAACAAUCGUCUUAUCGAUUAAGACAGUUCUGCACGUCGCUUGCAAAUGCUUAGCACCUUUGACUCCUUCACUCUUUAGAGUGUCCAAAAAGGAAUUUCUUCUUAUGAUGUUGAGUCACUGUUAUUAAAAGGCAGUGAGAUUAAGAAAACUCUCAAUAAGGGAUAGUAUUUGACAAAUAGUGAGGAGAAUUCAUGUGUAGAUCUUCGAGGCAAAGAGUCGAGAUGACAUCUUUUAUUCUGAGUUCAAGUGUUUUUUUCGGUGGUUAUUAUAUUUCUACUUGACGAUUGUUUUUUGUGGUGUGUUGAACAACUCUGUUGUAAAAAAGAUGAUGUAGGAAGAACGAUUGAUAUUGACAUAAAACUUUCAUGUUUUGUUUACAGUCCAAGUCACGAACACCACCUCCUCCCCCCUGGGGAGAAAGUUCUCGUCGUUGUGAGUGAGAAAGAGACUAGCUCUAUCAUAGCUUACACACUGAGGUGAGACGCGUGAGUAGGCACGCAUAGCGUGCAGAUGAAAUUUCGGUUUUCCCAAACUUUGUGUCUAACACGUGUGACGGGUGGUAGUUCUAGAAAAGGUUAUCCCUGAAAGUAUGACUAAACCUCACCAAUUUGCUGUGAUGAAAGCUGAUAUCCUCCUCAAAAUUAUGAAUUCGUUGCCACCGAGAUUCGCAAUAUUCUGUAUAGAGGAACCAGUUGUAUACCCCACUCCCCUUUCGUAACUCUCCCCCCUCCUCUUUACUCCAAUAUUGUGUAUUUCUGUAUUUUGAAUGAGAUUACGGGGGGUGGGGAAUUUAGUCUAGAUUUGGUGAGCUUUGAACUUAUUCUUGAGGGAAGGGGUUGUAGUAAUGAGGUAAGGUAGUUUUAAACUUCAUUUCUGAAAUGCGGCCACGCGAAUACUAUGUGGAAAGUUAGUUUCACGCAGAUUAUGUCUUUUGGCUCAACUGUUUUAUUGAACAAUUAAACGUGCAUGAAAUUUAUUGGUUUGGUUUACGACGACCAUGCGUGGUCAAAUGUUUCUUUGAUUUUGUUUCAGUACAAAGGAAUACAACGAACGCUUGCUUCAAAUUCAGCAGACGCUAUCAGAGAUCAAGAACGGGGCAGCUAGAGAACACUUACAGGGCAAAGGGUGAAUAUAGAUUGUUUUGUAUUAUCGGUACUCCUCCCUCUGGCUUACAAGAUUUUAUGACGAGUCACUCCCGAGUCAAUCUAGGUUGUGUGACAAGUUAGGGAAAUAGUGUCACGUAGAUAGUAAGGUUUUAUCAUUUGUUAAAUCAUUUUCAUGGAAGGCUGUUCUUUCACUUGAUCUCUUUCACAGAACAAUUUCCGUGUUUGCUCCGUUUCUAGGUCGUCUUUACAGGAAUCUUUUUAGAGUAGCCUAUCUGUUCUUUUAUCAUUCAAAUCGAGCGAUAUCACCGACAAGAACAGCGACACUUAACAAGGUUUUUUUUAACACUUUUCCAGUCUCUCAUUUUUUUCUGGCCUCAGGUUUUCGGUGUCUUUGUGCACUUUUAUUCAAGUCUUGUUUUCGUCUAAGUUCACCUCAGCGACGCAAUUUCCCACAUUUUCUCUUCUCACGUGUUUCUAUGCUCUCCAAGAUAAUUUUUCCCGCGCUUCCAAUCAUUCACACGUUUACCCACACUUGACAAGUUUUUUUUCAGGCAACGAUUCUUUAAUGUCUCAUUUUAAGCGCGUCAUUAACAAGCACGACAGAGCUAACGUUCUAACAAUUUCGUUAUUUCAGGGACGUCAUUAAAACUGGAGAUUUAUCUGUCAAAAGCCUUUCACAUCUGGGCAGUCAUUGUGGUACGCAGACGUACAUUAGAGUUGAUUCCGGUCCAGAGGGGGGAGAAGGUAAUUUUUUUCUUAGAAAUGAUAGAUCAAUGUCAGUAUUUGAGAAAAUGCGUGGUAACAAGGAAGGGUCAACGGAUACUCGGAUACUGACAUUGGUCCCUGAUCACUAGGCUUUCUUCUCGCGGAAAUGACCAUAUUUCGCUGUGUGACUGCGAACUUCGUGAUACAAAUUUGAGGACAGGGUGAAAAUAUGCAGCCUCUUCUUCUACUGUUUUGUUUUUAUCCAUUCUCCGGUUUUUUAAGCUGGGGAAAUCUGAAUAUCAGAAAAUGUGAUCUAAUCGAUAACUUGAUGGAUCGUGAAGCGUUGAGGAGAAUUACAUUUUUCAAGGAAAAGAGAAUGAGCAAACUUUCAAGUUAUUUAUAUCAGUAGUUCUGUGCGGCGUUUUAUCUUCAUCAGUUUGUAAACACGGCGAAAAGAUUUGUUAAUGAAACUUUUUGUGGCGUAUUAAACCUCCCCUUUUGUUAAAAAUAACUUUAUUGAUAUAUUUAAUCGGGAAAGUGUUGUCUCUAGGACGUGGUAUAGGGGUAAGGGCUCUAUAAAUGGGCUUCUGAACAGAGUGGCUCUGGAAUGAAUAUCGCCCAGCGUUUUAACCCUUAAAUCGGCGAGAGUGACCAGCAUCUAAUUUCUCCUUCCAAUAUCACCCAUAAAUCAAACAUUAAGGUCAUGAGAAUAAAGGAGAUGAUGAUUAAUUGAAGAACCUCUUGAUUGUUAAGCAAGUUCUCCUUGCAAGUACGUUAGGAAACGUAUAGAGAUCGGCAUGGAGAAUAUGCAUACUGAUGUUAGAGUGUACAGGGUUAAACCAGUAAGAGCAGUUUCGAUCUACGUCUGAGGCCCCACAGCUUCGCUAACUAAAGCACUCUUUCGCUCAGGUUAUGUGCAUUUAGACAUUGUGAAUCCCGAAACGGGAUUGGCAGUGGGAGAAGAAGGGGAAACGCCUUCUGUUGCCAAAGAAAAGUUAGAAUUCAUGAGCAAGAGUCAAGAAUUCCACGCAGAGCCUGAGCCACAGGCCACCCAACAUGCUAAACAUCGAAAAGUGGAGAGAGUUGUGUUUACAAAAGGGAAGAACAACGCCCCUUGUCCCAAAGACGACGCAAAGAAGGUGGAGAAUAACGUACCGCCAGACAUUCCGGCACAAGAUGACAUCGGUAAGAAUGAACAAGAUUUUUUUUCGUGAACGAGUGAGACGGCUGGGUGCCAUAAAAGUAUUUCGAUGUUCUUGGGGAGGGGGAAGAGGCUUGUUAGUUAGGUGCCAAGAAAUAGUCUCCAAAGACGAGGAAGCUGAAGGAAGAUACUCUGACUGUAUCUUGUUCAAAAAAGGGGGAAAAAGAAGAAGCCUGGGAACAAUAUUGAUUAAAAAAGAAGAAUAUGGACUAUUUAAGUCGUCGAGAUUUGCUCUUGAGAACCUCCUCGUGAAACGCAAUGGAAACACAAUUGAGGAAGAGUUGACCGAUAGCGACGUUUUUCGAGUUUCAUUUGAUGUCUGUGAUCUUCUGUCUUUCUCGUUAGGACUCCUGCAGUUUGGCUUUCAAAGGAAGGAUGCUAACCCAGCUGUGGAUUUUCAUGUUAAGCACCGUAAGAAAGUUUUGCUCGUUUGUUUGCACGUUUGUUUUACAGGGAGAGCCUUAAUUCAGAGCUUAAUGCGGGUCACGCAAAAGAAAGCGAGGGCAGGUCGCGUGACUGUUUCAACUUUUUCCUCUUAUGUUUUCCGAGACUAUUUGGUUUAGACUUUUUUUGACUCUUUGUUUUAAUUUCAGAGUUUGCUGACAGUACUUGCCGAUUUUACUGCAGUAUCUAUUACGCGGAGCAAUUCAGAUCUCUGCGAAAGAGGAUCUUUCCUGACGGCGAGGAGAAGUAAGUUAAUAACAUAGAUGUAUUUUUUCUUGGAUUUCCUUAACCUCAUUGAUACCUACACCAUUGCUGAAGCCGAUUCGUGUGGCACCUUGCGCAGGAGGAAAUGCCCAUUUGUUUUUAUUAAAAUAAAGUAGAAAGACAAAUUUCUUUGACUGAAAAAUAUGAAAGCUGCACGAUUGAAAUUGUCUUAGUGAAAUUGCCGAUAUUUUGUGUGUAUUCUGGAAGAUAUUAGCUAACGCCUUUGAAAGGCCUGGCGUCUAAUUUCUUCUUACAGUAUCACCCUUGAAUUAAAUGUUAAGGUCAUGAGAAUAACGGAAAUGAUCACCAAUUUAAGAAGCUAAAGAUUGUCAAACAAAUUCUCCUUGUCAGUACCACAGGAAAUGUGGAGAGAUCAGUGUGGAGAAUAUGAAUACUAAUAUUAGGGUGUAAAGGGUUACGGUUUUGGUUGAUAUUUUCCUGCUUACAGCCAUUUUUUUUUUGCCAAAAUUGCUAGACGAUCAUCGAAGCUUAGAGUAUGGUGAAAAUUACCCACAUUCUCCCCUCCCUUGCAACUGAAAGGUAUUCCAGUGCAGACAAUUUUUUGCACAUUGUAUCCUCUAGGUACAUCCGUUCCCUGCAGCAUUCAGUUUCAUGGGGAGCACUUGGUGGAAAAUCCGGAUCUGCCUUUUUCAAGUCAUUCGGUGAGAAACUAAAUGGAUACAAAGAAAAAAGAAAUCUACUAAUUUAGAUUAGAUAUUUCCGACUAUCCGCAGCGGUCACGUUGGAUUUUAUUUUUAUUUUCUGACGAUUUGUUUCAAGUCGGAUAUUCGAUGUUUUAACGCUUAUUUGUAACGUUCACAAAAUGACCGCUUUUCAAGAAGAAAUACAUCUGGCAUCUGAACUGCCGUUGGCUUCAUUAACCCUCGUCUCUCAUUCAACCUUGCUCAAACACAGAAAACGAAGUGCAACAUUGCACUAAGGAAGAUGAGUCGAAAAUAAGGUUUAAAGAAAGAAAAUUGAGAUCCUUCUCCACACAAUUGCGAAUUCAUUGGUAAUGUGUCAACGAUAACUUUACAGAUGACCGGUUUGUCAUGAAGCAGAUGUCAAGACUGGAGUUGCAGUGUUUUCUGGAGUUUGCACCACACUACUUCUGCUACAUCAAUAAAGCUCUAGAUGAACAGGUAUGGUAGGGGAACGUGGUGGGGUAGUGGUAACGUUGUGGUAUCCGGACUCGAGGCCUAAAUGGAGUCGCUACAUUAUGUUCAUGGAGAAGAUUAUUUGCUCCCACAAUGCCUCUCUCUACUCAGAGGUGUAGAUGGGUACCAACGAAAUACCGAAAGAAGAGGGGUGAGGUAUUGUGCUUGAGUAGCAUCAUAUCCUGGGGGGUGAGUAAAACUACGAUAGAGCCCAGUCUGCGCUCUCGCAGAAUGAGUUACUCUGUUCGUGUGCAGAUCUCUGCCUUUAAAAAGCGAUGAUGGGGUUACCCAACACGAUGACUUUACUUGCACUUCAUACUUUGCACUCUGGUAGUAAAUUUCCUUCGCAUAGCAUCAGAAAAUGGAUUCAUAUUGUUUUUUUGUUUUCUUGAUAGCGACCGACCUUGUUGGCAAAGAUCCUGGGGAUAUACCGGAUUGGUUACAAGAACUCACAGACAGGUGCUACGAUGAGACAGGAUGUGCUUGUUAUGGAAAAUUUGUUUUACGACCGCAAAAUCGACAAGGUAUGAAACUGGAGUAUCUUACCAAUAAAAUAGAAAAAUCUACGACAUGUAAUUUACAAUAAUGGUCUUUUUUCUUCUUUUCCUUUUUUUUUUAUUUGCGCAAAUUUUUCACAAUUCGGUGGGACCUUAGAUCUCUAAGCUCGAACUCUUUCAAAGUUGCCUUUUUGCGACAUUAAGUCUUAACUGGUCGCAAGAAUUAAUUCAAGUUUUCUAUCUGAAACUUGACGCCUAAUGCUUUAUUUCUUCAGACUUUCGAUUUAAAAGGUUCCAUGAGAAGCCGGUACGUUCAGACUUCCGGGAUGAAGAACGAUGUAUUACUGGACGAGAACCUGCUUGAAAGUGAGUCAAAGAGGACUGAAUCGAUUCUUUUUAUGGGUUUUUGUGGUAAAUUUACCGUUGUAACCCCUUGUAAAUCACGUUAGUUUCUAUUUGGACUUUUAGGCUCUGACAGAGUACUGUAUUCUUCCCGCGCCUGCCUUUGUUGGUAUGUUUCCCGCUCUUUCUCAGCGGUUACUCGCUGGAGGAAUAUUUCUCGUGCUAACUACUAACGGUUUGUUUCGCGCGUUUUUUUUUUCGCAUGCGUUCUGCCCUUUCUACUUAGAAACAUUUCUGGUAUCUGCAGAAUUUCUGUUUGUCGCUGGGGAUUUUCCACGAGUCGUUGACAAACAACACCCUGUUUAAUUAUACAGCAAUUAAUUUCAACUCCUUUUUCUGUUCCAGUGAUCCGUGAGUGCCCGAUAUUUAUCCGCCCGCAUUCCAAAGCCAUUCUCUCACGUGCUAUUGACAACGACACCGAGUUCCUUGCUCAGCAGAUGGUGAUGGAUUAUUCACUGUUGGUAGGCAUAGACGAAGCCCGGUCUGAACUGGUCACCGGAAUCAUAGGUGAGUCAGGCAGAGCUUCGUAAAAAGGGACAGCAUUAGGCAGGGUUGUCAAAACGUAUGAAAGUAGAAGACAAGUAAGGCCAUUGUGAACGCCAUUUACUUCCUUCAGAUUUCGAGUAAGACGGAGAGCUAUUCAUUUAAAAUGUCCAAAGCGCUCCGCGAAGGUUACACUAAACCCUCGAAAGAAUUCGGAACGUGGACCCUGUUCACACACCUGUUAAAUUUUGUGUCUAAUCCCACUCAAAGCUGCGUAAUGGCUGCUGUACAAUUGCAUUUCAACUGUACGAUUUUUCAUCGGCAGUUAUAGUUAAAUAAGAUGAAAGUAGCCGGUUCAAAAUGGCAGGCUAGCCGGCAGUGUUGGCCGACUGCAGACUCUUAUUAACAGCUUUGCUUAGGCCCGGUGCAGACGCUGUACUCCACAUAAGCCUUAUCUAAUUCUGUAAAUCAGGUCUACGCGAAGUUCGGCUUCUCAGUCAAUUCGAUACAGUUGAUGGAAUUCCGUUCGACUCAGCUUUUCCUUACAUCAUGCUCACGUAACAUGUACGACAAGUUGUGCGUGAAAAUGGAGAUCUUUUUCAUGCACUUUUCUGUUCUGUAGAUUUUAUUCGAACAUUCACUUGGGAUAAGAAGUUGGAGAUGUACGUAAAAGCCAGCGGCAUUCUCGGAGGCCAAGGAAGAAUGCCUACAGUAGUGUCCCCGGAGUUGUACAGGACACGAUUCACUGAGGCCAUGCACAGAUACUUUCUUAUGGUCCCUGAUAAAUGGACAGGGCUUGGAAGUGACCUUGACUAAGGGGCCAUUGUAGACGUGUACCUCUCAUCAAAGCCUUGUUCAAAUACUUCAGUGGUGAUUUCAAAAUAAUGGACCGUGCUUGGAAGUGAACACGUUUAAGAUACCGCCAUGUUGUCCUCAUUUUACUUUGGUGCAUGAUUCACGGAAGCCUCCCAUAGGUGCUUUAUUAUGGUUCUUAGUUGAGAAAUAGUCCGGUUCUGAAUAAGGGACUUCUUUGCUGUUGCUCGGGGUGCUGGGAACUGAUUGGACGGCAUCCAUUUUACACAAAUCCCUCUUACAUCCGCUUCUAAUUGUAGCCGCAAUUGCUAGGAUACGUUCUGGAAUUAGAGGAUACAGCAGAUCAAGACACGAACGCUUUUUGCCACAGACGAUCAUUCUUAGACAGAUAUACUUGCAUACUUCAGGGGAAGGGAGGGGCUACAUGUUCCCUUGUUGACGAUAUUUGUAAUUGAAUGUAUAAUUUAUGUAACGAAAAGUUUGUAUAGAAUUUAAUGAAAUUGUAAAUUAUUUGUAGAAAUGAUGAAUGGAGAGGAAGAUUGACAUUUUCUUAUUAAAACAGAGAUAACGAAAAUGAUACGCGCAUAUUGAAAAAAAUGUUGAAACUGAUGGGGUAAUGUUUGUUAUUCUAGUGGUUUCUAUGUAUUUAUGGCAGCCUUUAUUAAUUUUACUUUUUUUUUUCUUAAUGUGACAUUUCGUCAAUGUUAGACUUGUCAUCAGACAGGUGUGUUAAUAAAUUAAGAGAUAACGAAACAAUUUUUAUGAUUAAAGAGCAGAAAGGGGUAUCUUAUUGAGCGGAAAUAAAAAAUGUUACUUCCGCGUUUGGCGCAAAUUUAUAACUUGGAAUUUAGGAAAUGGAGCUGCUUAGUAAAAGCCCGUUUUAAUGCAGUGAAUCACACACCACAGAAUAAAACAAAGCUCCUACUUUUAGCCUGAUCUGUUUCUUAAGAACAGGGUAAUUUAUUAACGUAAAUUGGCCACCGUAAAGAGUUUAAAAGCUGACGUUUCGGGUGUUUGCGCUUCGUCAGAGCGAUUGGAGGAAUUGUGGGUUGUGUGUUUUUAUAUGCAGAAAAUAGAGCUACGCCAUUGGUGGGAGUAUGAUGACGAGAAAACAAGAAUAAAUUCCAAUCGCUCUGACGAAGGGCUAACGCUCGAAACGUCAGCCUUUUAACUCUUAACGGUGGCCAAUUUACGUUUUCAACUCAGUUGUUAACACUAAAUUACAUGCUACACUCUUCCACCGACGCAGCAGCACAGUUUCUUUAGAAACUUACCUCCUUUAUUCAAGAAUAAAUUAGUUGAAUGAAAAGUGCUCGUUGAUGCCGUAGAGAUUAAGAGUGCCGAUUUGAAAGAUAAAUUUUUGUUCUGGAGUUUUGCGGCUUUCCGAACUAGGG
Pocillopora meandrina is the source of this 35770-nucleotide messenger RNA. NCBI's taxonomy places the organism in Eukaryota, Metazoa, Cnidaria, Anthozoa, Scleractinia, Pocilloporidae. The record is from the annotation of a GenBank genome assembly.